Messenger RNA from Tripterygium wilfordii, 1784 nucleotides. RefSeq names its product stemmadenine O-acetyltransferase-like. Lineage: Eukaryota; Viridiplantae; Streptophyta; Magnoliopsida; Celastrales; Celastraceae. The record is from RefSeq and is a predicted model, not a curated record. The transcript has a single exon. The coding region runs from base 214 to 1719 and encodes 501 amino acids.
ACCACUGAAUCAAAUAGAUCUCAGAAACAUGCAUAAGCCAACCUCCUAAGAACUUCUUGUGCCACUAAUUGAACUAAUGCAUUCUCAGAACUCAAAAUUACUAAAGGAAAAACUCAGUGACAAAAAAAAGGGUCAACAAAAGUGCUCUCCAGAAUCACCCAUCAGUUUUCAUGCACGCAAUAAAUUUUACCAUAUAAACCCAAAUUUGGCUGUAUGUUACUACCUUAUCAGUUUUUUUUUUUCCCUAUAUUAGCUUCGCUACAAAAAUAUGUAACAAACUUUCAUUUUCUUUUCUCAUCUUCUUUGUGGCCUAUCUCUCUUCCUUGGAUCAUGACAAUGGAGGUCAAGAUGGUAUCCAGAGAGUGCAUCAAACCCUCUUCACCUUCACCUCAUCACCCAAAAACCCACAAAAUGUCUCUCCUCGACCAGUUCAUUUCUCCCAUCUAUUUCCAUGCUAUACUCUACUACCCAGCGGACCAAGACACAGUCUUGAACCUUGAUUUCAUCUCUAACAGAUCUCAUGUCCUCAAGCAGUCCCUAUCAGAUGCAAUAAAUCUCUAUUACCCACUUGCAGGGAAGAUCAAAGAUGAUCUCUCUAUUGAUUGCAACGAUGAGGGGGUCUGUUACAAAGUUGCUGAAGUUAACAGUACUUCUUUAUCCGACUAUCUCAGUCAACCAGAUCUCACCCAGAUCACUAAGUUCGUUCCAGAUGUGAUUGCUGAAAAUAAAGUAAUUACUUCAGGAGAUCAUGUUGCCAUGAUACAAGAAUCCAGAUUUGCAUGUGGUGGCAUCACUGUACGGGUGGUUAUUUCACACACUGUGUUUGAUGGAACUUCGAUGAGUGUGUUUCUUAGAACUUGGGCAGCCAUGGCAAACAAGUCUAGUGAUCAUCCACAAGUUGUAAUUAGUCCCAACUUCAAUGCCUCCUUCAGCUUUCCACCUGUUGAUGCAUUCCCAAAGGAAGCAUUGUUACUCCCCAUAUUAGGCCAAUUUUUCAAACAAGGCAAGUGCGCUCUUAGGAGGUUUGUGUUUGAUGCAUCUGCAAUAGCUCGACUCAAGGCCAUGGCAACCAGCUCCGGUGUGAAAAACCCGUCGCGAGUAGAGGUUGUGAGUGCCCUCCUCUGCAAAAGCACCAUGAAGGCAAAAGCUGGCAUUCGGAGGUCAAUCUUGAUCACACAUCCGGUGAACAUGCGUCGAAGGGCUGUCCCAGCAAUCUCAGAGUCGGUAGUUGGAAAUAUUGUUUGGCUUGCAGCUGCUGCGGUGUUCGCAGACGAGGACUUGGAGUGGAGUAGUUUACUGGGAAAAAUAAGGGAAGCAAUAUUGAAAAUAGACAUCGAUCUUGUGAAGAGUCUACAAGAGGGUGGUGAAAACUUGUUUAAGCUUGUAAAUGAGAUAGGUGGAGCAGCUGCUGCUGGAUUUGAAGCUGUUAUAUUUGGCUGUUGGUGUAAUUUUGGUCUCUACAAAGUUGAUUUUGGAUGGGGAAACCCUUGGUGGGUAACUAAUCUUCCAGGUUAUGAGUUAGCCAAAUCAGGAUACACGACUAUGCACUCUCUUAUGGACACAAGAAACAAUGGAGUAGAAGCAUGGGCGUAUAUGGAUGAAGAAGAAAUGUCUGUACUAGAAAAUGAUAGGGAGCUCCUUGAUUUUGCUUCUGUGGAUCCAAGUCCUUUGAGUCAAGCAAAUUGUGAUCCUCAUCCGUUAAAGAUGACCUUAUUAUAGGGAUCAUCUACUCUGUAGGGAUGCUUCAAGUGGUUUGCUAAAUAAAAUUGAGAACAAAUUACAAA